This is a messenger RNA of Moneuplotes crassus, 2344 nucleotides long. Lineage: Eukaryota; Ciliophora; Spirotrichea; Euplotida; Euplotidae. The record is from the annotation of a GenBank genome assembly.
UAUAAACCUAUGAUGAACGAAUUAGUCAUUCCUCAAAAGAGUGUAGACAGGCAGAAAGAUGUAGGAAUCAAACUUAAGAGCGUACUAAGAAUUAGAGACGAGCCGAUCCUUGAUACAAUGCAAACUCAUUGUAAAAUAGAAAGAAUUUUAUUUUACUCCGACUCUUGUACUGUCAUCAGCGAUAUGAAAUAGCAAACAGAAAGUUGUUUCCUGUAUUAACGCAGAUUUAUUGAUAAGAAUUGCCAUAAGUUUGACUGAGGCUACUAAAAUUUCGAGGAAUAACAAGAAUAAACACCCUAGUAAUCGUUUUGAAUUGGCUGAAGAGUUAGAUGUACUGAUAACAAGAAAUAAAGAUAUGACUGCUACUAAUACUAAAAGUGAUAGGCAGUACAAUGGAUCAACUAAUACGAGGCAAAUGGGGAAAUCAUCAAUGCUUCACAACGAUACCCUUGCUAACAACAGUCUGUUUCUUGAGAAUGAGAAUGCGUACUUCAGUAAUAGAAUCGAGUUAACCUUAUUUGCUCAUAAAUUAAUCUCCAUAUCUCAUGACAAUUAUGGGCUAAUCCUUAUUUGAUCUCUAAAUACUGACAGCGGAUGGGCUAACAUCCUUUGAAUGUAUAUGUUCCUACAGUAUUACAGAAAUUUUGGUAAAUAAAAUUCUACAGGAAUUUUACCAAGAAGACUCCUUCAUUAAGGAGCAAGAAUUAAGCAUGGUCUCUGGUAGAGAAGCCCUCAGAUCUGUCAGCGGAAUGUACUCAGCAAUGAGUAUCUCUCAUAGCCAACUACUCGAAAAACCAAUCCAGGAACUUCCGUUUGGAGAAAUGAUGGAAAAUAUCAAAGAAACUUUUGGCAAAGUCUUUGUAGAAGAGCGUCCUGAUGUGUCUGAUAAAUACUACCUCUCUGGGCUGACAUUGAUCCAAAUUGCCACAACUCGGCUUUAUGACACUUUGUUUAAUUUCAAUUUCACUAAAGAAACCUCAAAGAAUAUAAAUUACAGUUCAAGUGAUCUUACUAAGAAGUUGAUGAAGAAGAUUCUGAAGCAUAUUGGUGGCCUUGAAAACUUUCAAACCGAGAAUCAAAAUGAUGAAAAUGGGCCAAGUGUUAAGAUUCAAAUGUACGAAUUCUUCUUUUCCCAUACCCUCAUUAAAGCAAUGCAGAUUCCCUUCAUGGAUCACACAUUUAUGCUGGGAUUCUUUGAGAAGAAUCUAAAGAAGCGAGAGAAAGCUUCAAAGAGGCAUCGUGAUAAGAGAAGGGCUUAUAAGAAAAAGGAGCAUCAAGAAGAAAGAUCCACACGAACAAUAAAGCUACGACAGUUCUAUGAGUUUUUCUCCAUGCUGUUCGACCAGAAGUUGUUUACACCUUUCUCCCAGUUCCUAACAGAAGAGUCUUAUAAAAGCCUGAAGAAGAUUUUGAAAAAGAAGAUGUCAACUCAUAAGAAAACUUUGGUGGGAAAUAAUUCUUCAAAAGGCGAUAUAAAGGCCUGCUCUCGGGCUCGGUCCAAAAUGGACAAAAUUACCCCACUAGGGUAUAAGAAUGAUGGCAGAAAUCAACAUAUUUUCACAAAUGAUGGUAAAGACAUGGAAAUUAAGGAGGACAAUAGUUCUGGUGAAGAAGAAGAGCUCAAGGCAACCUCUAGAUUUGGUGAGAAAUUAGCCAAAACUAUUGAUCAGCAAUCUAAAGACAAGUCCAAAAUUUUCCCUAUGAAAGAAGAAAAUGAAGAUUUUUCAGAUUCAAAUAUUGAAGACAUCAAGAAAGUGAUUGAAGGAGAAAUCCCUGAUGAUACUCUUUCCUUAUCAAACAUUACCAAAGAGAAACCUAAAAAGAUUGAUGAAAAGAAGGUUUCAGGGCUUGAUAAAUUCAAUUCUUCACAGAUGAGGAAAGGGGAUUUCUCAAAUAUUUCUAAAAUUGAUAAGCAAAAUAUAUCUGGGCUGAGUCAUUCAUAUGAUAUGUUUACAAACUCAAAUAUAACCCCAUUACAACAAUUGAGGGAGAAGUCUAGUCUUGUUAAUAAUCGAUAUGCUAUUAUGAAUGGUAUCUCUAAGAGCGAGCUAUCAACAUCCUUUAUUAAGCAAAAGAUAGAGAGAAGUGAUCUGGGAGACUCUAGGAACGAUUAUACCCCUCCUCCUCACUUUGGUGGAGGAGCUUAUCCUAAAAUAGACCCUGAUGCUCAUAACGCACUACACAAAAGCUUAUCAAGGUCGCGGGACCACAACAUGUCUAAGUCUCACAGCUCGGCCAAAGGAGACCGGAGAACUUCUAAUUCAAGAAUUUUCCAGCCGACACCUCAAAAAAUUCAUGAUGGCAGUAACUAAUUUAUUAAGUAUCAAUUAAUAACUGAGCCUUC